This is a messenger RNA of Pichia kudriavzevii, 969 nucleotides long. RefSeq lists its product as uncharacterized. Gene Ontology annotation, cellular component: nucleus; cyclin/CDK positive transcription elongation factor complex. NCBI's taxonomy places the organism in Eukaryota, Fungi, Ascomycota, Pichiomycetes, Pichiales, Pichiaceae. The coding region runs from base 1 to 969 and encodes 322 amino acids. Gene Ontology annotation, molecular function: cyclin-dependent protein serine/threonine kinase activator activity. The transcript has a single exon. Gene Ontology annotation, biological process: positive regulation of DNA-templated transcription, elongation; regulation of transcription by RNA polymerase II. The record is from RefSeq and is a predicted model, not a curated record.
AUGGACACAGGGGUAAAACAAACAGGCUUUGAUGGAGUCAGUUUUGCAAAUCAUAAUAUGCAUAGCGAAGAAUACUGGGAAGGAAUUGUGGACAUCGAGCGUGGUGAUUGGAUCAUAGAUUUCAACCAAUUUGAAACUGAUACUCCAUCACGUCAUACAGGUAUAACAUGUCAAGAGGAACUGUGUAAGAGAGUCAAAGGUAUAUCAUACAUAUUUAGCUGCUGCAAACAAUUGCGAUUGUCGAGGUCAGUUGGCUUGACAGCUUCCACACUUUUCCACAGAUUCUAUCUCUUUGAAAGCCUUAGCAAACUGCACUACUAUGAAGUGGGUGCAACUGCAGUUUUUGUUGCAUGUAAGGCGGAGGAAUCAAGAAGAAAUUUGAAAGAUGUUGUUAAAGUUUGCUCCAAGAUAGCACUUGGGAAGUCAGAUAUAGACGAAGAGUCGAAGGUGUAUUGGAAAUGGAAAGAUUUGUUAGUCCGCAUUGAAGAAUUGCUAUUACACCAUUUAGCGUUUGAUGUGACCCCACUGAAUCCAUAUAAAAUUACUAUGGAUGCCUUAAAAAUUGGGCAAGAACCAAUGGAGAAAGAUGCACCCAACAUGGAGUGGGAUGCCAAAGCAAGGACUUUGUUUGGUCAUUGUACGUUCUUGUUUGAGAUUAUGUUUAAACUACCUUUAUGUUUAUUUUACCCGGUUGAGGUAUUGUGUGCUUUGACUACAGUGCUAUCUGCACACAAGCUCAAAAUAUCAUUUCCUGUCGAUUAUUUGCAAAGUUCGUUUCACAUAGAUAUGAAUGUAAUCUUAAAGUGUCAUGACGACCUUAUUUUUACGGCUAGUGAGAUUGAGACAAUGGAUAAGUAUUUCAGGGUUUUACCCCAUAUACCCAGAAUAAGCCAUAUCGAUAUCAAGUCUGUGUUUAGUGGGCAAGUCGAGAGUACCUUAAGAGACUCAUUAAGAGACGAUGACAGUUGA